CUCUCUCUCUCUCUCUCUCUGCAUUCACGCAGAUCUCUAUUCCCUUUAUAAACACCAGGCCUAUGAGGCCUUUUAACUAACAGGAGUACCAUACAUUUAUAGUAUCAGGUACACAUUUCUCUAGUGUUUUGUACAGAGAGUGUUCAUUUGAUAAAACAAUGACAAUGCUUGUCAUGAAGCUAGCUGUUGUGGUGGUCAUGUGCAUGGUGAUGGUUGCACCUUAUGCAGAGGGCGCCAUAACUUGCCCCAAGGUUCGGCGUGAUUUGAUCCCUUGCCUGAACUACCUGAGGAAUGGUGGUUCAGUGCCCCGCAGCUGCUGCAACGGGGUUAGGUCCCUCAACAACGCGGCCAGGACCACCGCCGACCGUCAAAGAGCUUGUAGGUGCUUGCAGGCUGCUGCAAAAGGCGUCCCGGCUGUCAAUCUUGGUUACGCUGCUAGCAUCCCUGCCAAGUGUAGUCUCAACAUUCCGUACAAGAUCAGCCCCUCCACUGACUGCUCCAAGGUCAGGUGAAGUUAUUAAUGGGCAGGGGUUGGGGCAGGAGCAGGACAACCAAUUUCCCUCUGAUUGGGCUGUGAAAUAGGGUGGCUCUCUAUCCCAGGCAGAGUACAUCGUCACAUGAGUGCGUCUCCGACUGUAAUUUUUAAUGAGUGUCUUUGCAAUAUGAGUAAUGUUAAGUGUAUUUAAAAAAUAAAUUUAAAAAUUAAACUUAAUAAUUUUAAUUAUGAAUUUUAUUGUGAGUCCGAUAUUUUUUAGGAUUCACUAUCCAUUUAAUG
This is a messenger RNA of Ilex paraguariensis (yerba mate), 775 nucleotides long. NCBI's taxonomy places the organism in Eukaryota, Viridiplantae, Streptophyta, Magnoliopsida, Aquifoliales, Aquifoliaceae. The record is from the annotation of a GenBank genome assembly.